Molecule: messenger RNA, 1548 nt
Organism: Lolium rigidum
Lineage: Eukaryota; Viridiplantae; Streptophyta; Magnoliopsida; Poales; Poaceae
Product: F-box/LRR-repeat protein At3g26922-like
Exons: 3
Coding region: 1-1362 (453 amino acids)
Molecular function (GO): protein binding
Source: RefSeq, a predicted model, not a curated record
AUGGCAGCGGCGCUCGCGCAACCACGCAGCGGCGGCGACGACCGCAUCAGCGAGCUACCAGAGGCUCUGCUCUCGGACAUCCUCUCCCGCCUCGGCACCGCGGAGGCGGCCCGUACCGUCGUCCUCUCCACCCGCUUCCGCGACGCGUGGCUCGGGACCCCCCUCCGCCUCGACGAUCUCCAGCUCCCCGCCCCCGCGCGCGGCACGGUGCCUUCAAUCGAGCCCUGGACGGCGCGCGCCGACGCCAUCACCCGCGCCCUCGCCUCCCACCCGGGCCCCGUCCCGCUCUUCCGCCUCUCCCGCACCACCUUCCGCGGCCGCGUCUCCGCGGCCGAGGCCUGGUUCCGGGACCUCGCCGCCAGGGGCGCCCGCGAGGUCUCCCUCCGCUGCUCCCCCGAGUGGUGCCACGAGGCGCGCGCCGACCCGCUCCUCGGCUCCCCCACCCUCGAGGUACUCGCCCUCGGCAAGUGCCGCCUCACCGACGCCGGGGCCUCCGCCGCAGCCGCCGCCCGCCUCACCGAGCUCACCCUCUCAGAAACCAGCCUUUCCGAGGCCGGCCUUCAGAGCGCGCUCUCCGGCUGCCCCGCGCUACGUACCCUGAUGCUCAAGCACGUCCACGGCAUCCAACGCAUCCGCGUCUCUUCUUGCCGCAGCCUCGUGUUCCUCGGCGUGUGGCAUUACAAGCAGCUGGAGGAGAUCACCGUGGAGGACGCCCCUUGUCUGGAGCGCCUGCUCGGCAAUAUCCGUCUGAACGCAGCCAUUACCAUCGCUGGCGCACCAAAGCUUACUGCUUUAGGCUAUGUCGUCGCCAGCAUUCCAAUGUCCUUCCUCGGAGAGACUGCUCCGGCGGGGGUUGACAAGGGUAUCCGUGCUCCAAUCCAAAGUGUGAAAGUUUUGGCCAUCAGUGUCAAGUUCUCGAAGAAGGAGGACAUGGAGAAGGCGAUAAGCGUACUGGAGUUCUUCCCGUUCUUGGAGACAUUGCAUGUCCAGUCCUCUGAUCCCAGUUAUGAGGUAGCUGCGGACGAGAAUGACGCCAUUGUCUCUGACUACUACCAACAGUGUGAUCCCAUCAGCUGUCUUACCAGACAUCUCAGGAUAGUGAGACUGGAAUGUGAACACCACAACCGCAGCAUGCUUGAAUUUGCAUGUUUUCUCCUUGCUAGAGCCCAUGUGCUGCAGUUUAUCAAGAUUCAGUCCAGGAUGUCUACUAACCAGCAAAAUCUGCUGAAGCAAAGCCACAUGGCCUCCCUGGAUGCUGAGGUUGUGUUUGAGAAUGUUAAAGACCGCGAGAGCUUCACAUUAGAAGCUGUGACAGCACUAUCUGAUCCCUUCGACGGUGACACCAAUAUCUUGGGCUACUAAGUUCACUGUGAAGGUUACUUGUUGAUGUUUCACUCUGAAGAUGAUUGUCAUCCAUGAUGCCCUUGCUGGCCUUUUUUGUUGUUGUUGUGUUUAGUUAAUUUCUGAAUCCAGAUCUAGACUAUGAUUUAUGCUGAACUUUGAGGUUUAUGUUGAAGAAGUUCGUGAAGUGACUAGUUUCUUCUGUCU